Molecule: messenger RNA, 7409 nt
Organism: Sciurus carolinensis (gray squirrel)
Lineage: Eukaryota; Metazoa; Chordata; Mammalia; Rodentia; Sciuridae
Gene: Sash1
Product: SAM and SH3 domain containing 1
Exons: 20
Coding region: 633-4370 (1245 amino acids)
Molecular function (GO): protein binding
Source: RefSeq, a predicted model, not a curated record
ACUCGUGCGGGCCGGUGGCCGCGGCGCGGCUGCUCUUUCAACAGGCGAUUUGUCCUCCUGUCGGCGGCUCAUUUCCAUGCAAAGAGCCUGACAUCAGAGCACCUUUUGUUGCUAAACGCUUUCUUUAGCCUGGAGGGGAGAGAGUCAUGUGGAGCUGGAAGAGCUCAUUUUGAAGAGAGGGGUCCCGGGCAGUGGCUUCUGAGGUCCCGAGGCGCGGCCGUCACUCCUGCGCGGCCCUGCCCAAACUUGCUGGCAGGAACGAGUCGCGUGCCGCACUGAGCCGGUCCCCGUCACAGGAAGCAACGCCUUUGCCGUGCGUUUAAUUGCUUCUGGGCUGAGCGCAUUCCCCGCCGCAGCACUCAGUGGUGCGGACUUUGCUCCUGCUACCCUGUUGCUGAGCCCAGUCGGGCUGGGAAAGUUUCUGGAGUUGUCAGUCGUGCUGCCCGCGGCCACCUAGUUCCGAGGUGCGGACGCCUGCGAGGGCCCCGCGGGCUGGCGGGGGCCGCCUGGCCAUGCUGCGCGGGGGCGCGGCUCCGUGACGCCGAGGCCGGACACCUCGGACGGUCGCGCACUGGGGCUGGGCGAGGGCGCAGCGCGAACCGGGACGCACGGCCAGCGCGCGGGACGCGGCCAUGGAGGAAGACCCGGGAGCGGCUGGCCCGGCGCCGGAGCCCCAGCCGGAGCCCGAGCCCGAGCCUGAGCCCGAGCAGGAGCCUGGGCCCGAGCCGGAGCCGGUGCUGGACGUCGGCACGUCGGAGACGUUCUCCCGACUCUGGACCGACGUGAUGGGCAUCCUGGAUGGCUCACUGGGAAACAUCGACGACCUGGCGCAGCAGUAUGCAGACUACUACAAUACCUGCUUCUCGGACGUGUGCGAGAGGAUGGAGGAGCUGCGCAAGCGCCGGGUGUCCCAGGACCUGGAUGUGGAGAAACCCGACGCCAGCCCCACAUCACUUCAGCUGCGGUCCCAGAUUGAAGAGUCGCUUGGCUUCUGUAGCGCCGUGUCAACACCAGAAGUGGAGAGAAAGCACCCUCUUCAUAAAUCAAACUCAGAAGACGGCUCUGUAGGGAAAGGAGAUUGGAAGAAGAAGAAUAAGUAUUUCUGGCAGAACUUCCGAAAGAACCAAAAAGGAAUAAUGAGACAGACUUCAAAAGGAGAAGACGUUGGUUAUGUCGCCAGUGAGAUAACAAUGAGUGACGAGGAGCGGAUUCAGCUGAUGAUGAUGGUCAAAGAAAAGAUGAUCACCAUCGAAGAGGCCCUCGCCAGGCUCAAGGAAUACGAGGCCCAGCACCGGCAGUCGGCGGCCUUGGACCCCGCGGACUGGCCAGACGGCUCCUACCCGGCUCUCGAUGGCUCCUCCACCUGCAAUUCAAGAGAACAAUCGGAUGAUGAGACUGAGGAGUCGGUGAAGUUUAAGAGGUUACACAAGCUGGUCAACUCGACUCGCAGAGUCAGAAAGAAACUAAUUAGGGUGGAAGAUAUGAAAAAGCCCAGCACUGAAGGUGGGGAGGAGCACGUGCUGGAGAAUUCCCCCGUCCUGGAUGAAAGAUCCGCCCUUUACUCUGGAGUGCACAAGAAGCCUUUUUUCUUCGAUGGCUCUCCGGAGAAGCCUCCUGAAGAUGAUUCAGACUCUAUCACCACGUCCCCAUCGUCCAGCAGCCUGGACACCUGGGGAGCUGGCCGGAAGCUGGUCAAAACCUUCAGCAAAGGAGAGAGUCGGGGCCUGAUCAAGCCCCCCAAGAAGAUGGGGACAUUCUUCUCCUACCCAGAAGAAGAAAAGGCCCAGAAAGUGUCGCGCUCCCUCACCGAGGGGGAGAUGAAGAAGGGCCUGGGGUCCCUGAGCCACGGGAGAACCUGCAGUUUUGGAGGAUUCGACCUGACAAAUCGUUCUCUGCACGUGGGCAGUAACACCUCUGAUCCUAUGGGUAAAGAAGGAGAUUUCGUGUACAAAGAAGUCAUCAAAUCACCCACGGCCUCUCGCAUCUCUCUUGGAAAAAAAGUGAAAUCAGUGAAAGAGACAAUGAGGAAGAGAAUGUCUAAAAAAUACAGCAGUUCUGUCUCUGAGCAGGACUCAGGCCUCGACGGCCCGCCGGGCUCCCCCGCUUCUGUACAGCCAGACUCUGAGCACAUAGACAAACCCAAGCUCAAAGCCGGAGGAUCUGUAGAAAGUCUUCGAAGUUCCCUGAGUGGGCAGAGCUCAAUGAGUGGCCAAACAGUCAGCACCACCGAUUCCUCCACCAGCAACAGGGAGAGCGUCAAGUCGGAAGAUGGAGACGACGAGGAGCCGCCCUACCGGGGCCCCUUCUGUGGGCGCGCCCGGGUGCACACCGACUUCACCCCCAGUCCCUAUGACACGGAUUCGCUGAAGCUCAAGAAAGGGGAUAUCAUUGAUAUAAUCAGCAAGCCACCCAUGGGUACCUGGAUGGGCCUGUUGAACAACAAAGUUGGCACAUUCAAAUUCAUCUACGUGGAUGUUCUCAAUGAGGAAGAGGAGAAGCCCAAGCGCCCCACCAGGAGAAGGAGAAAAGGAAGACCACCGCAGCCCAAAUCCGUGGAGGAUCUGCUGGAUCGGAUUAACCUGAAGGAGCACAUGCCCACUUUCCUGUUCAAUGGAUAUGAAGAUUUGGACACCUUCAAGCUCCUGGAGGAAGAAGACUUGGACGAAUUAAAUAUCAGGGACCCAGAACACAGAGCUGUCCUCUUGACAGCCGUGGAACUGUUGCAGGAAUAUGACAGUAACAGUGACCAGUCGGGGUCCCAGGAGAAGCUGCUUGUGGACAGCCAGGGCCUGAGCGGAUGCUCCCCACGAGACUCAGGCUGCUACGAGAGCAGUGAGAACCUGGAACACGGCAAGACUCAGAAAACUGGCCUCUUAUCUGUCAAGUCGUCAACUGAGUCCAGCCUGAAGUCUUUUAACAGGAAUCAGCUGGGCAACUACCCGACAUUGCCUUUAACGAAGUCAGUGGACGCAGGGAAGCGGGGAGAGGAGAGCAGGCUGGGCCGAGGUCUCACCCCUGACACUUCCAAGCACUGUGACCCGCCCUUAGUAACUGGUUUGAAUAAGAACCGGAGAAGCCUCCCCGUUUCCAUCUGUCGGAGCUGUGAGACCCUGGAGGACCCCCAGACGGUGGGAGCCUGGCCCCGAUCCCAUUCCCUGGAUGAUCUUCAAGGAGAGCCUGACGCUGAAAAAGAUGUGCCUACUGAGGUGACAGAACCCUCCCCUCAGACUGUACCUGAAGUGCCACAAAAGACAACUGCCUCUACCGCAAAGGUCCAGGCCCGUGAGCGACUUUCCGCUGUCGACAAUGCAUUGCUACUGACCCAAAGCAAGAGAUUUUCUGAACCUCAGAAAAUGACUACUAAGAAACCCGAUGGCCCCACAGCCGCCACCGACCGCGGCUCAUCACUUCAGUGUUUGCCCAGAAACUCUGAGGCUCAGCCUCCCGGAGCCAAACACAGUUUAACAAGGACAUCUCUGGAGGCUCACCGAAAAGGACCUGAUUUUGAAGGAACAUACCAUCCCCCGGGCACCAAAGAAGGGGCAGAUGCUGAACAGAGGGUCCCUGAAACACGGACACAGCCAAAAGCUCCACAGCCUCCACCUGUUCCUGCUAAAAAGAGUAGAGAACGCCUUGCUAACGGCCUCCACCUGGUGCCCGGGGGCCCUGGCGGGACCCUGCCCAGCCCUGAUGCUCCCAGUCUGCCCAUAAAGAAGACCGGCCCCUCCGACUGCCCAGCACCUGCCGCCCGGUCGCCCUCGGGCCCGGAGCCUGGCAGCCCCCCCUGCACCAGGCCACCGCCCUGGCUCUCGGAGCUGCCCGAGAGCGCCAGCCUGCAGGAGCACGGCGUGAGGCUGGGCGCCGCGCUGAGCAGGAAGGUGUCCUGCGCCCGGGGCGUGGAUCUGGAGAUGCUGACCGAAAGCAAGCUGCACGCCGAGGGCAUCGAUCUCACCGAGGAGCCCUACUCCGACAAGCAUGGCCGCUGUGGGAUUCCAGAAGCCCUGGUGCAAAGAUAUGCAGAGGACCUCGAUCAGCCUGAGAGGGACGUUGCCACCAACUUGGACCAGAUCCGCGUGAAGUUGCUCCGGAAGCAGCACCGCAUGGCGAUCCCAAGUGGCGGCCUCACAGAAAUCUGUAGAAAGCCUCUGUCUCCCGGAUGCGUUGCCUCUGUGUCCGACUGGCUCAUUUCCAUUGGCCUGCCCAUGUACACCAGCACCCUCUCUGAUGCGGGGUUCAGCACACUGAGCCAAGUGCCUUCUCUGUCCCACUCUUGCCUUCAGGAGGCCGGCAUCACAGAGGAGCGACACAUAAGGAAGCUUGUAUCCGCAGCCAGACUCUUCAAACUGCCACCAAGCCCCGAGGCCAUGUAGCCAGGCCCGAGCCAGGCUCCCGAUAGACCUCCCUGGACAAGAGCCAGCCUUUCACUGUGCUUACGAAGCUGAUGCAAUUCCUCCAUCUCUGGCAGGCCAGCCAGAUUCAGAAGAAGGGCCCCAAGUGUGGCCUACAGAGAGUGAAACCCAGGCACAGGACCGAGGACCUUCUCCAGAAAAGCCCCCAGAAGGAAAUUGGUGCAGUUCUCUUUGACCCCCAAAGGCAAGACAAGCACUUAUUUUCAGAACACAGAAGAGCCGAUGCUGACUAGCUGCAAGUGCUGUGCCUCUGGUCUGUCUUUGUGUCCUGGCAGGGGGCUGGGAAAGGGCAGGAUAGCCUGACCCAUUUCUGAGCACGCCCUUGCCCUUCUGUUGGUCCUGUGGAUGCCCGAGCCAGACAGACUUAGCUAGGCCAAAGUAACAGACUCUGGAGUAAUUGUACACUAUUGACCAUGCGCAUUUGUUCAGAAGUUAGAAUAUCUGGCUGUACCAGGAAAAAGAAAGUCCUAUUCUCCUUUAGAUAAACAAAAGACUUUUAAAUAUUUGCUUCCUAGCAAUCAGCUUUUAUUUGCCUUAAUAUAAGCUUCUAAGCAUUAUCUAACUAGUGUCCACAACCCUGUAACCCUAAUUCCAAAUCUUCAGCUUAGACUGCCAUCUAAUGUAUCUGGGAUGUUUCCAGCAAAAAUGGGCUUUUCUAAUUGUCUCAUUUUAACAUGGCUUACUUUGUGGGAUGUUUAUUAGGCACACAUUUCAUGUUGGCUUUUGGGUUUUAAACUAACUACACAAAUCCAGGAAAAAGCCGUCUGAAAUUCGUGUGUGUGUGUGUGUGUGUGUGUGUUAACUGCAAUAACUGCCUUUAAUUUUAAUCAGUUUUGUAUUCUGCCACAUGAGUCACUCUGUUGCAGUAUUGACUUGGAAUCCUGACAACGUCCAUUCCAAAAUUCAGUCAUCAGCUAAUGGAUCACCUUUGCAGAAAGUCAUAAAGUUGAAUAUUUCAGAAAGUUGUUUCUAAAAAGGGAAGUAUUUUAUGAGAUGCUAUUAAAGUUUUUUCUUUUUGGUUUUAUAAUUAAGAUAGCACUGUUCUUCUUAUUUAGAUAAUUCUUCUAAUUCAAACAAGGGUUCGUGAGAGAGCCAGAUAAACCACCUUAGCCAGGUGUUAAGAAUUGCAUGUUUUCAGUUGCUUUUCAGCUGAUUUCAGCAUAUCGUAUCCUCUUUUAUUCUAUUGUCUGAUUUUCUAGCAAACAGCAAAUUUAGACAACUCUUAAGGCUUCUGUUGCUUUCAAAAUAAUUUUUUCCUUCACAUUCUUAUCAUGAGCACUAUUUGAAAUCUCAAAUGUGAUCGUGUAUAGGAGAAACAUUUUGAACACAUGACCUUGAUCAGAAGUGCUCUAAUAUUUCAUCUACAAAUUAUUUCCCUUGGGAGUAGGAAAAGUGAUUUCAUUAAUUACAAAGUCAUCUUUAACAUAUGCUUUAUCUAUCUGGAUCCAUGUCUCUGAGGAAAAGGACAUUCUCAGGUGAUUUUUUUUUUUUUCAUGCUUUGGUAUACAUUUUUAAAAAAUAAUGUAUUUUUCUUUAAUAAUAUUCAUUUCCUAUAAGAGGCCAUGUGAAGAAGUUGUGGAAAUGUAAAAUAAAAAAGGUAAAGCUGCCAAAUUUCUAUUAACUCUUGCAAACAGCUCAUUUUUGUCCUCUCAGGCUCUGGAAUAGCCCAUCUGGAAGGUGGAGGGGCUGCAGGGUCCUCAGAUAACUACAGCAUUCAAACAGAUUUUCUGUACUGUGAUGGAGGUGGGGCUUUUUCUUCUUUGACAUACCUCACUCGGCUUCACGUUCUGACAAAUGUUGCAAAAAGAUCACACGAAAGUCACGUUAGAGGUUAAAAAAAGGGGGGGGGGGCAGGAGGGGAACUCUCGUGUGAAUUUCCAAGUUUUAGUUCCUUCCCAGUGCAGGACUUUCACUGAAACUAGCACCAGAGGUUUCGAGAAUGCCAAACCGUAUUUUUAUCGCUCUUCAGACGUCAUUGCCUUUGCAUGGAAAAUUAAAUUCAGGGACCACAAAUAAUUUUUAGUGUGAACGUCUGAUCUAAGGGGGCUGAGGUUGUUUUGACUUUAUUGUUCUUUUUUUUUAAAAUUUUGUUUUAUAUCUUUAAUGUUUGUUUGGUCUGCUUUUUCUUUCACCUUUUAAUCUGGUCUGAGAAAAGCCUGAAUGUUUGUAUGUGACAUUUGACUGAGGUGCUUUGGGGCUGCCUGUGGAUGUUAGUGGACAGGUGGGAGGCUUUAGCAAUAUCCAGUUUUAAUCAGUUGCAUUUGGUAAAAGUUUUGAGUAACGGUGAAAAUCGUUGUCUUCCUUGGAAAGCACAAAAGAAACCUAGAAAGGCAGUUCAGCUCAGGUAGCUACACAUGACAUUGUGUAUAAUUUUUAUGUCACAGCUUCUGGAAGGAAAUACAGUUUCCCAAAUACUAUUUACAUUCCUGGAUAACCAAGAACAAAUAGCUUUUCAUGGGCUUCACUUACUCAGAGGUCCUUUUCUCUAUCCUGAACCCAGGUGUGGUUGAAAUUAGAAAUGACUCAUGUUAGAAAUCAGUUCCUGACAUAGCAAAGUUUGCUUUCAUAACUGCAGCGAAAGAGUUCAGUUCCCCAAGUCACUUGCUACAUGUGCAUACUACAUUAUAUUCAGAAAAAAAUAAUUGUCUGAGUCCAAGUUAUCUUGAUUUUAAAUUAAUAGAGAAAACAGUCAAGCAAGUUAUAUAACAACUAACAACAUUGCACUUUCUGUAUAUGAAAUCAAUAUUUAAAUAACUUAUUUUUCUCCAUUGCUGUUCUUAAACAUUGUAAGUAGCUGUAAUAUACCAGUACCAAUAUGUUCUUGCAAUUGCUUCAGCCCAAGAAAGCUGUGUAUUGUUUUAAAAUUUGUAAAAAUUAUUGUGAUGAUUCAUUUAGCAAAAAGAAAGGUGGACAGAAGGGUUUUCCUAUGUAUCAGAACUUGUCUAUAAUUAUGUCAUCUAUGUACCUAGAAAAAAAAGUAAAUAAAUUUCUUCAGUUGAA